Molecule: messenger RNA, 1345 nt
Organism: Haliotis rubra (blacklip abalone)
Lineage: Eukaryota; Metazoa; Mollusca; Gastropoda; Lepetellida; Haliotidae
Exons: 4
Coding region: 153-611 (152 amino acids)
Source: RefSeq, a predicted model, not a curated record
GUCCCUCAUCAAGGCUUGGUGACAGUAUCAAGCCUGAUUUGUGGGUAACAUUUGCAAUCUACACAGUGUACAGUCUUGUCCAUGGGUUCCACGAUGCUGUGACAUCAAUCUGUAAAGAUCUUGUAAUCUGCACAGACAUUUCCACUCCAGCCAUGAUCGCUAAACUGAAAGAAGUAAAACUGGAUAUUUACCAGGAUGGUAACAGCAUCAACGUCUUUGACAGCAAUGGUGACGGAAACGUGGGGUACACUAUUUCCCAGAUUGUCCGGAACAAAAGUCUUUUGUAUAAAGAGGUUGGCCAUUCAUCAGAUAAGGGUAUCAUUUUGUCAAGACCUGUACAGCAACUGAUGACAUAUUUAAACUUUACUUCGGCUUGUCCAAACGAAUAUGAAUGUGCACAGUGCAGGAAGCAGUUUGAAAGCAAAAAAAUUGCUCAACCGAAUUCCGACAGAACAACCAUUUUCUAUUCGCUUGUUUCUGGUGCAAGUGUGCUCGGGUUGGUUGUCUUGGUGAUGUCAGGUUAUCUCUGCCGCCAAGUGCGGAGGAGGAAGACCCAGAAGAAAGAAGAUCCCUAUUCGACCAUAUAUCCGAGGGAUAGUUUCAUUCAGUGAAACAAAUCAACAUUCCCAAGUGCACCUUUGUAGAACUGUAUAACUACUCACAUUAUUAGCUAUCUGACAUCACCAUGAUCAAAUCUUCUUCUGUGUCAACUGAAGAGAUAUAAUCAACAACAAGAUUUCAUUCAGCAGACAAACAAUUAUAAUGUUAUCGUACGAAGUUGGUGUACUUCGUAUAUUUAUGUUUACUUACAUUUUCAGUUAUGUUUGUUUAUUCGAUUCUAUUGUGUACGAUUCGGUAAAUAUGCAAUGAUGUCCUUCUUAACACAUACGUCAUAAAUUAAAGAGGGAAAAUGAAAGUGAACCUAGAUAAUAAGCUAGAUAAUGCCUGUCCGAAUUAUGCUUUCCUGUUGACAACAUGCCAAAACAGAUACUUAGAAAAUGCGGAACAUAAUGAAAAUGUAUGCGAAAGAGUAAAAGUAAAAUGUACCGCAUGAAUUAAAGAUCGAUUUGUAAAACAUUUUCGGUUGCAAAAUUAUUUUUUCCUAAGAUGGAGAAUUCUAAAUUUAUAGGGGGAAACUAUUACCAACAACCAAUAUGCUUGUUUGUAAAAAUGAAACAUUAUUGUAGAAAACCCCAAAAGCCUCUCUUGUUUGAUGGUUAUUGAUGCUCUAGACUGUAACUGGGUUCAUUUUUCUUCGAUAACCUUAUAUUUUGUACUUUUUUCAUCACUUGUGAUGUAAAUAUAAGUCUACCUAUAAUUGUAUAAACAUGUACUUGUAUCAUAA